GCAGGGGGAGCUCAAGGCAAUCCUGGGCCACCAGGUGGGCGUGGACCAACAGGCGAAGAUGGAAUGGAUGGAGACCCAGGCCCUCCCGGUCCGCGAGGACCUAUGGGCCCUCCUGGAAUUAACCUCAUCGGCCAAAUUUUUACUGGAGCCGACAACAAGGGACCACCACCAAACUUUCGACUGUACUCGAGCUCAGAGAGUACUUCAUCUCGAGAAGAAAAUCGUAUGCUUGAGCACCCUGAAAUGAAAAAGGUCUUGGAUGGUCUCUCCCAACACACUGAUCUGUUUAGACGGCAAAAAGGCAGCAGAUAUCACCCAGCCCGCUCCUGUCGAGAUUUGCAGCUUGAUCUUGACAGUGACGAUACUGUGCACAGCGGCUUCUACUGGAUCGAUCCUAAUGAAGGUUGCAUCAGUGAUGCUGAAUACGUUUAUUGCGACUUUGAAAACAACAGAGCUUGUGUACAUCCGAAAAAAGAAAAUAUUACCAUAGAUGAUCCGAAGGCCAAGCAAUGGAUCAGCGAGGUUCACCCGGAUGUAGAGCUUAUUUCAUACAACAUGGAACCUGCACAGAUGAAGUUCUUGCGUCUUUUGAGCAUGCGCAUCACCCAGAAUGUAACCUAUCACUGCUACAACUCACGCGCAUGGGAAGAUGAUAAUGACCGCACCAUUAAACUCCAAGGAGAAAACGAAAUGGAACUAACAUCAUCUGAGAAAACAAAGCCCAAAGUCGUCACCAACAGCUGUGAUAAUAAAGACAGUUCUUGGCAUCAAACUGUUCUCGAGAUCGACACGACGCAAAAGAACGCUUUGCCUGUUGUGGACGUAGCAGCUUACGAUGUGGGAGACAUGCUUGUUGAGCAGAAAUUCACUAUUCAACUUGGACCUGUGUGUUUUGUGUAUUAGCUGGAAGUUAACGUGUCAAGCAAACAAAUUUAGUGUAAAUUUCAUCCGUGGAAAAGAUUUUAGGAUGGGUUUGAAGUUUGCUUAGUUAUUUAGGUCAAUCUAUACGACUCUGAAGUUCCCUGUUAUAGUCUUACUUCGCAAAAAAGAUGUGGUUCUCGAGUAUAGUUCUUGGGAAAUAAACUAGAAACAAUUUCCUUGUCAGUGAAACUGGCUUAUCCGGCGAUUCUUCUUCUUUUUUUUCAUAGCUGUUGAUGGAAAUUCUUAUCCUUUAUAGAAGAUUUCCGUAAACUGAAGAACGUUUCCGAAGUAGGACAAUAAAGAGAUCUAGCCAAUUAGGUCACUCGAGUACCAGAAUGAAAAAGUUGUUAUUUAAAUGUAAUUUUUGAUAUAAAUCAUUUUAGUGGCAUGGCGUAAUCCUGAUAUUGAUAUCUUUUGCGUUUCUGAAAAGAUAUUUGAAAUACACUGUUCCUAACUCAUAUUCACCCCAAACCAAUGCAUAACACUUGUUGAGGAGGUAUCAAAAUGGUAAUUUUGAAUAGCUGAACAGUGAAGAAAUUACCAUCGAAAAUCGUUGGAUGUUUCCUGUGGAGUGGCAGCUUGUGUGAUAGAUGCAAAAAUAAAAACGAUCCUUGAUAAA
This is a messenger RNA of Pocillopora damicornis (cauliflower coral), 1540 nucleotides long. RefSeq lists its product as uncharacterized. The record is from RefSeq and is a predicted model, not a curated record. Gene Ontology annotation, biological process: extracellular matrix organization. Lineage: Eukaryota; Metazoa; Cnidaria; Anthozoa; Scleractinia; Pocilloporidae. Gene Ontology annotation, molecular function: extracellular matrix structural constituent conferring tensile strength.